AACAGCCGUUAGACAGCCGUUAGGUGUCGUUGGCAGCUUGGAUUGCUUAUUUCAGACCUCCUAACUGGCAACCCUGAAGCUAGCUUCCCCCUUCUACAUUAACAUCUCAAGCUCACUGCUGUAGUGUUAUUAUUGCUUUUACAAACACAUACAUUAUCUUUUGGUAAACGUACAGUGGUGACGCUGAGAUUCGGGUUUCUGAGUUUAAGCUAACGUCGUAUUUUUUUUAAUCUGCCAUGAAUGAGGAAUCUUCUUGCAAAUGCCCUGACCAUGGCACCCUGUCUGAUCAUUUACCUGAAGCCAACCAUGGACGGCAACAUGGGAGCCAACCCAGUGAUGACAACGUAAGUGACGAAUGCCUUCACAGGGAUGGAAGUCACUGUGGAAAUAAUCCUUCGCUUGGACAUGACAACAUAAGAAACGACUACAUGUGAAAUAGUUUCACAACAGAUAAAAACUGAAGAUGAGAAGUGCGGAAAGUGCGGAGUUGCUUCAGAGGUUGUAGCUGAAUUUCCUUGGAUUCUCAUACAGCCAGAAAAAGUUAGAUUGUUUAGUGAUGACUGCAGCAGAAAAACCAGAUACCAGACCCACAAAGGCAGGAAACAUUUCUGUCAACUCUGUUAAAAAGAAUUCAGUACUUAAAGUCGUCUGCGCCAAAACACCAAGAAACAUCAUGGAGGAAUCAAACCGUACAAAUGUAUCUAUUGUCCGAAAAGUUUUACUUGAUUGUCCACCUAUGAAGCCACACUAGAGAGAAGCCUUUCUCUGAUGUGAAGUCUCAUCUGAAAACACACACUAAAGAGACAGCUGUCAUGACCAAUGUGCAGCUAGAAGAGGAGGCAGCUGGUGUUCUGAUCAACUCAGGAGGAGAAGAGUUAGAACAGGAUCCUGCCAACUCUGGAGACAUUCCUGAUGUGCAUCAAACUGAUGAUCAGCAGCUGGGCAGAUGCACGGAUUGGUCUUGCUGCCAAGUGUGUGGCAAGAAAUUCCCGAACAGCAGAGCCCUACAACGACAUCAGAGGAUGCACACAGGAACCAGACCUCACAAAUGUUCCCAAUGUGGGAAAGGGUUUAAUUUCCUGAACAGACUGAAGAGACACCUUUUAAUCCACACCAAAGACAAACCUUCUACCUGUCCAGUGUGUAACAAGAGAUUCUCCCACAAGGACAGACUGAAGGAACACCUCGGUAUACACGGAUGGUCACCUGAAGUUUUGGAUGGAGGAGAACCUGCUGGAAGCCUGAUUACCUCAGAUGUUAACAUGGACAGGAAUCCUGAGGGUACGGCUCCUGGUGUUACAUCAUUACCUGGUGACACGCACACAGCUACACCAACCGAACCUGAACCCAACCGUUCUCUGAAAACAGCAACGCACGGGAAACGUCAGAAGAAAACUGAGGCUGAGAAGCUCUUCAGCUGCACAGAUUGCGGCAAAGACUUCCAGAGCGUUUACGCCAGAGACCGCCAUCUGAGAGAGAAACAUGGCAAACACUCGCUUCACAAGUGCAGCGACUGUGGACAGACUUUUAGAGCCAAUCGAAGUUUGAUAGUUCAUCAGCGGAUCUACCAUCCAACACCGGCAGCGGCUGUGGAACCACAAGAAGAGCACAGGCCUCCAAAGACCUACAUUUGUUCAACGUGUGGAAAGCAGUUCCCUACUAGUGCCUCUCUGAAAAGGCACCUUAUUAUUCACUCAGGGAAGAAACCGUACAAGUGCACUUUGUGUGGAAGAGGUUUCACACAGAUUGGAAACCUCAAAACACACCAGAAGGUUCAUAAAGGAAAAUCUAUCAACACGGCAGCUUUAGAAAACACUUCUGCUCAACCCGAAGAGGCUCAGUCAUCAGUGGAAACCUGUUUUUGUCACCUGUGUUGGACACAAUUUUCUGAAAAACAACUGUUAGAUGAACACAUGAAGCAAGUCCAUGAAUCAAAGAAACAAUUCUCCUGCACACAGUGUGGCAAGAGAUUCACGUAUAUCCAGAAACUAAAAGAACAUGAGGCUGGACACAAGGGUCUGAAGUCCUACCAGUGCUCGCAGUGUGAUAAAGGUUUCCAGACCUCAAAGGGACUAGAGAACCACAUGCGAGAUCACACGGGAGAGAAACCUUUCCCGUGCGUUAUAUGUGGUAAAAGAUUUAAGCAGGAGUCUACUCUGAGAGCCCACUACGUGACGCAUUCUGGAGAGAGGCCUCACCUCUGCUCCAUCUGCGGUAAACGUUACGCGAGAACCGAAGAGCUCAAAGUUCACCUCAGAGUUCAUACGGGAGAAAAACCGUACCAGUGUGACAAGUGUGGGAAGAGUUUCUACUACAGGCAAGGCUUUAACAACCAUAAGAAGACUCACAACGCCAAACCCAUAGGGCCCACCAGGCAGCUCGGCAGACCCAGACAGCAGGGGAGUCCCAGGAAGACGGGCGGGCUCGAGAAGGUCUCACAGAGCGCUCUGCCUGACUCAGAUGGAGAAGACCCGACCUGGGAGCCUCCUGAUGUCGGAAGGAGCCCUCAUCAUCACCAUGGCGACCAAGGAAAUCAUGCUGCAGAGAACCAGGUCCAGACGUCUCCAUGGAACUUUGCUCACUACCUGUCAUUCAACUCGUGGGACCAAAACCCGAAUACAUCUAACUGGAGAGCAGCAGAGGGUGACCAGGAUUACAGUGGUCCAGGAGAGGGAGGCGUGAGUUUCAGUGCCUUGCUCAGGGGCACGACAGAUCAAGAGCACCUUGAGGAGAGCUGUCCAGCAGAGCAGCCCUCCUGGCCCUCUAGGACUUCCUCUGUGCCUCCACCUUCUCAGGUUGGGCUCGGUCCAUCUCACACACGUAACACCACGUCAAAGAAAAUGCACGUGAGCAAGAGUCCUGCAGAGAUAAAUCACCAUGAAGAUCAGACACCUGCAGCACAGGACCAGGAUCCCAGCACAGCACCUAUAGAAAAUUCAAGAAGAACAGAACCCGUCGAUGAACUCAGCAGCUCCAACGAGCAGCUUCAGGAAGAACCGUCAGAGGAGCCGAAACAACCCCAGGGGCCACGUAGACCCAAGAAGAGCUACGACUGUCCGACCUGCGGGAGAGCGUUCUCUCACAACGCCGCUCUGCAACGACAUCUCGUGAUCCACUCAGGGAAAAGACCUUUCAAGUGCUUCAUAUGCGGAAGAGGAUUCACCCAGAGUGGAAACCUCAAAACACACAUGAAAGUUCACAAAGGAGUGUUACCAAAUUGGACGUUAGUUCAAGAGAAGAGUGCCCCUAAAGAAUCUCCUGUAACAGUUCACAUGUGUGGAGAGUGUGGGAUGGACUUCCCUCAGAAACAACAGCUGGAAGAACACCGCGAGAGUCACAAGAAGCCUUACGCUUGUCCGCACUGUGACAAGACAUUCAAAAACGAGUAUUAUUUUAAACUACACAAGCGCAGUCACUCAGGAGACUCACCGUUUCUCUGCUCGGAGUGCGGAAAGAGUUGCCUCACAGCAGACAUACUUAAAAAACACGAGUUGACGCACACUGGAGAGAAGAACUACCACUGCGAGCAAUGCGGGAGGGCCUUCUCACAGGCCUCUCACCUCACCGGGCACCUCAAAACUCACAGCGGAGAGCGGCCUCACCUGUGUUCAAUUUGUGGUAAAAGUUACUCCAAGGCAUGUGCUCUCAAGGCUCAUCUGCGAGUUCACACUGGAGAGAAACCGUAUACUUGUGAGAAAUGUGGGAAGUGCUACUAUUACUCUCAAGGUUAUCGAAAGCAUCUGAAGAUUCAUGACAAGAAGCCAAAACCGCCAACAAAGCCGCUGGGCAGACCAAAACAACAGCUGUUAGUGGAAAAUAAUCACUAAAGUCAUCUGGGAAAGUUACAGUAAUCUGAGCAGACAUACAGGGAAAAAGUACAUCUUUUUUUUUUUACCAACUAUUACUAUGUGGAAAUAAAAUAUCUUUCAAGUGACUGAAGUAAUAGGUCAAGCAAUAUGAUAGUACUCUUAGGUACGUUAUUGUGUGUACAGUCGGCUCCAUUGUUACUUGUGUGGGACUUUGGUUUUUAAGAAAAUAAAUCAUGAUAUUGUGAA
Molecule: messenger RNA, 4055 nt
Organism: Thunnus maccoyii (southern bluefin tuna)
Lineage: Eukaryota; Metazoa; Chordata; Actinopteri; Scombriformes; Scombridae
Product: zinc finger protein 234-like
Exons: 11
Coding region: 813-3827 (1004 amino acids)
Source: RefSeq, a predicted model, not a curated record